GCCACCAUCGCGCGUGGUUAAAUUCUUGUGACAUUACGCACGAUGGCGGUCAGCUUUCAUAAUCUCGCAAGAUCAUCCGUUCGUUUAUCCAGUCCACGUCAUCUUCACAAAACCUCGGCCCUACGAUCCGCACCACUCCGACGGGCCACCCUCGACGCCUUCACUCCAUUAUCGGUGGCGAUAUCAUCCUUCAGGACCUGUCUAUGGUCGAAAUCUAAGCCAGAGAGAGAGAGAACGAGAGAGAGUAGAGAGAGAAAGAAUAAGCGAAGAAUCCAAUGAGUUAAUAAGGGUUCGAUCUAUUUGAAAAGUAUUUUGUACAUGUUUGUACAAUCAAAGCAGAUUGAGUCAGGGUUUUUGGAUUUCAUGUAUGAAUUCGGAGAAAAUUUUCAGUAGAAAGUCCUUCAAAGGUUUGAACAACAAGAAGAAGAAGAAUUCAACACCGGCUCACAGUUCAAACCUAGCUUCAGAAGACGCAAACCCUAGCCAGGUAUUAGUUAUGGGUUCUCGGGUUCCUCCUGGAAACGGGGGAAGUAAGUUUGGAUUUCGAAGGCAGGAGAAUCGAGUUACUAUCCAGCUGACAUCUAAAUCGAAGCAAGAGAUGAGAGAAAUUAAGAGGAAGCUUGUUAGUGAGCUUGAACUGGUUAAGCGAUUGGUGAAGAAGAUUGAGGAGGUAGGGUCGAGGCCUUUGAAUCAGUUAAGUAUCUCUGUUUUGGAGAACACUCAGGGUACAACUACAAGUGAGAAUGUAGAGAAGGAGAAAAGAACUCCAAAAGCAAACCAGUUCUACAGGAAAUCAGAUUUUCUUCUUGCUAGAGAUAGAAUCCCUGCAACUGAGAGCCACAAGAAAUUAAAACCUAGUGGCAAGAAACAAGGAGGAGUUGAUGCUAAGUUUUCAAACAAAUUGUUCAAGAGCUGUAGUACUUUGCUUGAGAAAUUAAUGAAGCACAAACAUGGCUGGGUGUUUAAUAAACCUGUUGAUCCACUUGCCCUUGGCUUACAUGAUUACUUUGACAUCAUUAAGCAUCCAAUGGAUUUGGAAACUGUAAAAUCACGUCUGGAUAAAAACUGGUAUAAUUCUCCAAUGGAGUUUGCAGAAGAUGUAAGACUCACAUUUCACAAUGCUAUGACAUAUAACCCAAAAGGGCAAGAUGUUCAUGCCAUGGCAGAGCUUCUGUUAAAUUUUUUUCAAGAAAAAUGGAAACUCAUAGAAGCAGAUUUUAUCCGUGAGUCUAAGCUUGCAGUAAAUAAUGAAAUUGUUUUGCCACCUCCACCUCCACCUCCACCUGCUCCAACCAUUGAUCCUAAACCAAAGCCUAUGAAUCCUUCUACCAUGGGUAGAACUCCUUCUUCAAAGAAACCAAAGGCUAAGGAACUCAACAAAAGGGAAAUGACAUAUGAUGAGAAGCAAAAGCUUAGUAUGGACCUUCAGAAUCUGCCUUCUGAAAAGCUAGAUAAUGUUGUUCAGAUUAUCAAGAAACGAAACCCGUCAUUGUCUCAAAAAGAUGAUGAAAUUGAAGUGGAUAUUGAUACUUUUGAUACUGAAACUCUAUGGGAGCUUGAUCGGUUCGUUACAAACUACAAGAAAGGUUUAAGCAAGAACAAAAGGAAAGCUGAUUUUCCCAAUCAAGAAACAAUGGAAGUUGAACCAAAUGUACAGGAAAACAUUCCACAACCAAUUGUUGUUGAUGCCUUUAAAGAAGCUGAUGAGACAGAUGUUCAGAUGGAGAAGAAAGUGGAGGAGGAAGUUGCUCAAGGAGACAACAAGUCCAGUAGCUCUAGCAGCUCCAGCAGUGUAUCUGGAUCCUCUUCUAGUGAUUCUGAUAGUGAUAGUUCAUCUGGAGCAGGAUCUGAUGCAGGUCAUUCUUCAAAGGCAUGAUUGCAACAAGAAGAUUUCUGAAACUGCACCAAGUAGUACUUAUUUGUAGAAGAUGAAGAUGUAACAUAUGGACCAAAUGUACAACUCUUGAUGCACAACGUGCAAUUCGAAUUUAGGUGUUUGUUGUUGUAUCUGUAACUGUUAAGUUGUAAACUUAUUUUGGCACGUGAAGUAUGUAAUCAAGACUGAAGUAAGUUUGUAGUGUCUUAGAAUUAGUGACAGUUUGUUUCAGGUUGGUUAAUUUAACUGUCUGUUUUAAGAGCU
Messenger RNA from Lactuca sativa (garden lettuce), 2140 nucleotides. Its product is annotated as transcription factor GTE4. Gene Ontology annotation, molecular function: protein binding. The record is from RefSeq and is a predicted model, not a curated record. Lineage: Eukaryota; Viridiplantae; Streptophyta; Magnoliopsida; Asterales; Asteraceae.